Molecule: messenger RNA, 924 nt
Organism: Rhipicephalus sanguineus (brown dog tick)
Lineage: Eukaryota; Metazoa; Arthropoda; Arachnida; Ixodida; Ixodidae
Exons: 3
Coding region: 1-924 (307 amino acids)
Source: RefSeq, a predicted model, not a curated record
AUGUUGGUACCGUCUUCCGCCGACUUGCACGAACUCAUCGACGAGCUUCGCGACAAGGUCUCCGCUCUCGCUGAACUGGACAAACAGAUCGCCUAUGCCCUUGACGGUGAGGAGUUUGGCGAGGAAAUUACGGGCGCUAUCGAGUACCACGAGAAGAUCGUGAAAGCCGUCAGCAGGCUUCGGUCCGCGCUGAACGCGUGUGCAUCGGUUGGUCCUACCGUCAUCGAAGCCAACCAGCCGAGGCAUGCGGAUACAAUUGACGGAUCCAGCAGCUCCAUGGAAGCUGCCCACUCGGACACCAUCGGCCAAAGAAUCGUUGGGAACAGUAGGCCACGAGCACCGGGCUUCCGAGUCGCCUUGCCGAAACUUCAAGUACCCACCUUCAGCAGCGAGAACUGUGAGUUACCGGGUUUCUGGGAGCACUGCGAGGCGACCAUUCACACGCACCCCAAGCUCACAGACAUCGAAACGUUCAAGUGCUUGAAGCCUAACUUGGCCGGCUCUACGAGGCGAGCGACCAAAGGAACACGCCUGACUGAGAAGAAUUACAACGUUGCCGUCAAGGUGUCCACCGAAGGGUAUGUCCGAAAAGCUCUCGUCGAUGAUCACACAGACAGCCUGCUUGCCAUUGAGCCGAUCGAGUCUUCGUCCCAAGUAUCAAGGCUGCCGGACGUGCACGACAAAAUCGAGUUCAGGACCAGCUGUUUGGUCAGCCUUGGCACGCCGUUUGCAGAGAACGCGGCUGUUCCACACCGAGUACUGUUGCGCUCAUUGCCAGAAGACCUGGCUAUCCUGUACCGGAACCUGGAGAAGACCAAGGCUUUAGAGCGCGAGCGUCGAGACGCUCGCGCUCUAAAGCCUUGGUCUUCUCCAGGUUCCCAGCGUCGAGACGCUCCUAAAACGCGCUACCAAAUUGUCAUGUAA